AUGAUCGACGAUAACACGAAACGCGAAUUCGAAGCGGCGAUCGGUUUAAAUUUGGCUCUGCUGAAAUUUUCCGGCGUCGUUUCGUACGAGAGAGGGCUCGUCAAUAGAAACGUCUUAGCUGGUUUGGCAUUGUUCUUCUUAACAAUUUUCUCCAUCUCGUACGUGUACGAAUUUGCAACGAAUCUCAACGAUGUGGCCAGUAUGUUAGAAUCAUUCUCGUUGAUCAUCCAGCUUGUAGGGGGGCAAACACGAUUCAUGACUGUCCUGUGGUUUCGCGACUCCUGUCAAGCGAUGUUGAACGUUUGCGAGUACUUCUGGUCGACCCUAAACUCGUACGAGAAACAGAUCGUCCGAAGUUACACGAACAAAGCGAAACUGUUGACUAGUUUUUACGUAGCUAUCUGUGUUUUGACUAUAAUCUUGGUUCUGCUUUCCUCCUUGAUGUCGAAUAUGACAGUCGGGCCGAAACUGAAUUUGGAAAAUGUCACGGUUCGUGAAAACGCGAGCAGCGUCGCUCCGUCGGAAGCGAAUGGAGAACCGUUGAACGCGACGGAGAACAAGCGACAUUUGCCAUACGCGUUCUUCAUCGACGUGCAGGGAACACCGUGGUACGAAGUCUUGUACGUUCUUCAAAUCACGUUCAUGACGAACGUCGGUUUCACCUGUGUCGGCGCGGACACCAUUGGCCCUUUGUUCAUUCUGAUCACCUGUGGAUACUUCGACACGAUACGAUCCAGAAUUGAAAAUUCGCAUUUGCUUGAACCGUCAUUAUCAAUUACAGUAGAGACGGGGACGACGGACAGAGUAGAAUCGUCGAGGAACGUUGACACGAAACAAUUGCGAACCUGCCUGAUCCAUCAUCAACUGUUACUGAAAUUUUGCAAGGACAUCCAACAACUCAUGAGUUUAGUGUUUCUGACACAGCUGUUCGGCAGCACGUACAAUAUCUCAUUGGUUGGUUUGGAACUGGUGAGCGACAAUCCCGACAAGAGUAAGUUCACGGUAGUCGUCAUCAUUAUUGUGCAACUUUUUAUCUGCAAUUGGCCGCCGGACCUUCUUCUGUCGAAGAGUGAAGCUAUUAGCCAUGCCGCGUAUUCGAUACCGUGGUAUCAAUAUCCUUGCAGUUUACGAAACCCGACGAACUUGCUUAUAAUCAGAAGCCAGAGACCGGUCCGCUUAACCGCUGGAAAAUUCGUAGCCCUCUCGCUGGAAACGUUCGCCUCUGUAUCACUCACUUUCUCUCCUCCACUAUUUCCCUUAUUUCCCUCAUUCUGUUUGUUCUUCUUUCUUUUCAGAUGAUAUCCACCGCUGCCUCGUUUUUCACCAUGAUACGAAGCGUAAACUGACAUCAAUUCAUCGAGGAACAACUCAUUUUCUUUCUUCGUUCGUUCAUCCAGCAAUCGUCGCAACGAUGUCGUUAUUUUUCGAACGGACACGAGUAGACAGCUAAUCGAAUAAACAGUUGAUCGAAAAUAUCAA
Frieseomelitta varia is the source of this 1479-nucleotide messenger RNA. RefSeq names its product odorant receptor 13a-like. Lineage: Eukaryota; Metazoa; Arthropoda; Insecta; Hymenoptera; Apidae. Gene Ontology annotation, biological process: sensory perception of smell; detection of chemical stimulus involved in sensory perception of smell. The transcript is spliced from 4 exons. Gene Ontology annotation, molecular function: olfactory receptor activity; odorant binding. Bases 1 to 1299 code for a protein of 432 amino acids. The record is from RefSeq and is a predicted model, not a curated record. Gene Ontology annotation, cellular component: plasma membrane.